Messenger RNA from Cuscuta epithymum, 1321 nucleotides. The record is from the annotation of a GenBank genome assembly. Lineage: Eukaryota; Viridiplantae; Streptophyta; Magnoliopsida; Solanales; Convolvulaceae.
ACCAGCUAUCUGCUCAGCUUGCCAGGUCACUCACCCUCCUCUCUAGUCUCUAUAUAUAACUCCUCUGCGCAUCGUCCUCAAACCAUCUACCUCAUUGACUCAUUCCCAUAUCCAUCAACAACCUACAAAAAAACCAUCUUUUCAGUUUUUAUCAGCAAAUAUGAUGAAAUCUUCUUCUGCAAGAGUUUCAACAUCCCUGUUUCUGCAGCUCUCAGUUCUACUGGCUUCCGUCAUCCUCUCUGCCUCUGCGGGCAACUUCUUCCAGGAUGUUCAGGCCACAUACGGCGGGGAACGUGUAAAGAUGCAGGAGGGCGGCAGUCUUCUUGACCUGACUUUGGAUCAGGUCUCUGGCUCCGGAUUUCAGUCCAAGAACGAGUUUUUGUUUGGGAGAUUCGACGUCCGGCUCAAGCUUGUACCCGGAAACUCUGCCGGGACUGUCACAACCUUUUAUUUAUCAUCGCUAGGAAACAUGCAUGAUGAGAUUGAUUUCGAGUUCUUGGGGAAUUCUUCCGGUCAACCAUACACAAUCCACACCAAUGUUUACUCCCAAGGAAAGGGCGGCAAAGAGCAACAAUUCCAGCCCUGGUUUGACCCGGCUGCUUCCUUCCACACCUACUCCAUUGUUUGGAAUCCCCAACGCAUCAUAUUCUCUAUAGAUAACAUUCCGAUAAGAGUGUUCAACAACAACGAAGCUAUGGGUGUGCCAUUCCCGAAGAAUCAGCCGAUGAAGGUUUACGCCAGCCUGUGGAAUGCAGACGACUGGGCAACGCAGGGCGGGCGGGUCAAGACAGAUUGGUCUAAGGCUCCCUUUUCAGCUUCAUACAGGGGCUUUAACGCCAAUGCUUGUGUCUGGUCUGGUCAGUUGUCGAGCUGUGGUUCGACACAGUCAAUAUCAACGGGCGGGCAGGAAUGGCAGAGCCAAGAUCUUGAUGCCAAGGGCAGAAACAGGCUGCGAUGGGUGCAACAGAAGUUCAUGAUUUACAAUUACUGUACUGAUUUGAAGAGGUUCCCACAGGGUCUUCCUCCUGAGUGCAAGCGCCAGAGGUCCUGAUUUGCAUUUCUAGUUGAGUUUUGUUGAUGAUCAGCUGGCUCUAUAUGAUGUUUCUACGUGUUUGUUUAGGCCUUUGGAAAGUAUUGAGUUUGUAGAAUACUUGAAUUCUUUAUUCUUUUUGUAUGUAUUUGUGAAAAUAUUAAUGAAAGUGCAGUUACAUUACAUACAUUGCCCUGUUUUCCAAUUGGACUUGACCUUUAUUUAAUAUGGAGCAUUUCAAAUAGAGAACAAAGCUUUUGAUAUAUGUUGUUCACUGUCUUUACCUCACAU